CCUCAGCUCCCACCUCAGACAUUUCGUUCUUCAUCGGGCAUUUCAUGACAGCAGAUUCGUCAAAGACGAUAACCAACCUUGUAAAGAAAUUAAUACAAAAUUCAGACGCCUCUUAAUGAGGCGACUACCGCCAUUCACUCGGAAACAUCAGACAUCAAAACGGAGGCGCAUCCAAUAAAUCCCGGCAAACCUGGGUGGAAAGUGCGAAGACGGAAGCCGCGCUAAGUAAAAGUAUCUGGAUGUCUGCAGAUUCGUCAGGAAGGUCCCAUGUCCCCAGAUGGAGCCUGAGGGUGACAAUCACCGAGGAACCGCCUUCCAGUGGAGGAACUACAAGCUUCUCCUGGACCCGGCUCUUCCCGGGACGCGGACCAAUCAGAAGGUUUAUCGCUACGAUGGGAUCCACUUCAACAUCACGGAUGGACCGUUUCUUCCACUGGGAGAUCCGCGGGACCCUCGGCCACAACGUAUGUGGAGUAAACCACGAGAAGUGUCCCUUCCUAUCCCCAAAUUCAAGGUUGAUAAGUUCUACAUUGGACAGCUCCCCCAGAAAGAGGUCACGUUUGCCCAUCUGAACGACAACAUCCGCGAGCCCUUCCUGACAGACAUGUGCCGCAAAUUCGGCAACGUGGAAGAGGUGGAGAUCUUGCUGCAUCCAGAGACCCGCAAACACCUCGGCCUGGCCAAGGUCCUCUUCUCCAGCUCUCGGUCAGCCAAGGACACCGUCGCUCACCUUCAUAACACAUCCGUGAUGGGCAACAUCGUGCAUGCUGAGCUCGACCUGCUAGGUCAACAGCGGAAAAAAUAUUACGACUUGAUUGUGAGCGGAACCUACAAUGCCCAGACAGUUCCCACCAGUGGUAGGUGGGCGCAAGAGAGGCUGCUGCCCGAACAGGCUGAUAGUCGAAGGCGCUUGUCCAGCGACACCACCUCUUUCCAACCUGGAAAUGGGACCCCGUCGUCUCAAGAUUCUGGAUCUCUGUACAACCAGUAUACGCCAUCCCUGACGUCCUCCCAGGGCACCCCGUACACUCCCAGAUCUGGCACACCCUUCUCUCAGGACUCUGCCUACUCCAGCAGGCAGAGUACCCCCAGCCAUUCCAGCACCCAUGACGCCUCAGGAUACAAGUCACGGCGGCAGGAGAACAGCUCUGGCGACUCCUACUCACGGCGCUCUGGACACCACUAUUCUUCAGCUUCCUCAUCUUCCUCACAGCACGAUAGCAGUCACCGGCGAUACCACCGGCACCAACAUCGAACCUCUCCUCAGUCCUACCGGUCUCGCCACCGGAAACCUCCCCCGCCUCCAGAGGAACCACCUUUACACCGCUUUCCUGGGACGCCUCCCCUGCCUACACCUCCGCCACUCCCGCCGGACGAUACUCAGGCUGACCGGGACUAUCGACUGCAUCCCCCACUGCCGCCUUCUCCACCAUCUUCUUCUUCACUGCAGCCCCCGCCGCCGCCUAUUGAGAGCUGGGAGCCGCCGCCUCCACCUCCCCCGCUCCCGGCCUGUUCCCCACCUCCUUCCCCAGCGCGUUCCUGCUCCCCGCUCCCGGAUGGAGUCUCUGAGAGCCUGCCUUUCACACAGCACAGCAGCAGCUUAGACUCUCGUAUUGAGGCGCUACUAAAGGAACAGCGCUCUAAAUUCUCCUUCCUGCCUUCUGACACAGAGGAGGAGGAUGAAGGGACUGCGGAUGGGGCCACACAGGAGACCACGGUCCAGGAAGAGAUUCCCCUACCUAUGCCGCCCACGCACGGGCCAUACACUCCCCCUCCACCUGCCAAUUUUGAGGAUGUGUCCGCCGAGGCCUUCCUGAGGUUUGGAGAUAUUGGUAGGACGGCCAACGGGCAGGAACGGUUGUCUUCAGGAGAGGAUAUGGAAAUUUCGGAUGAAGAAAUGGCCAUGGAGAUGCCAGGAGCUGCUGUUCCACCUUACCAGCUUCUGCCCCACCUAGCGGGACCUGCAGGAGGUUACCCAUCGCAACAUCUUCCUUCCCCUCUUUUACAGUUACCCCCCCACCCGCACCACCAAGUCCCCAAUUCCUAUCCGCUCCUGCCCAACGCUGCUGCCAGAGGAAGGCUGGGGGAUCUUGGAGGCCAUCCGCCCACCCCUCCACCCCUCGACCCUUCAUCCUCUUCAGCCACGGCGGCUCCCCAUAUAUAUGAUUUUGUGAACUCCUUGGAGCUGGUGAGCAGACUGGGUAACCAGUGGGGCGGAACUUCCAUGUCCUUCCAAAUGCAGACUCAGAUGCUGAGCCGCCUACAGCAGAGCAGGCAAGGAAAAGGACAGCCGUACGAGGAACCCUAUAUUCCGCCAUUAAUACCCCACCCACUGCCACACAGACAUAGACAGCAACACCUUCCACCUCUCAUGGCUGAGCAGGUCUUUGGAGGGGUUUACCCCCUUUUCCCUGCUCAGCAACCCCAACAUUUGUUACCACUACAGGACCUAUCUACCAGAAACAACCAAACACUGGGACAGGAACCCCAGCCUCCGAGCUGGGAUAUGGAGAUUGGAGUGGACCCGCACGCUACUACUAUCGCAAGUGUGUUGUCUGCCCUUAUCCAGGAGAUGAAGAGCACUAUGCAGAGAGACUUAAACAGAAAGAUGGUGGAAAAUGUUGCCUUCCAAACCUUCGAUGAGUGGUGGGAGCGCAAGGAGGAGAAGGCAAAACCGUUCCAGAGUGUUCCCAAACCUGCCCCUCGGGAAGAAGACAAGGAAAAGACCCGUCCAAAAGAGCCUGGCCUGCUCUCAUUGGUGGAUUGGGCCAAGAGCGGAGGCGCUGAAGGUUUCGGGUUUGGCACUGGAUUGCGGGAGGCUCUGAGACUUCCGUCAUUCAAGGUCAAGAGGAAGCAGCACUCGGAGGAUGAAGACGGCGAUAUGAAGAGGCCACGGCCAUCUACCCCAGCAGAAGAGGAAGAGGACGAGCGACAGAAGCAGACUCCAUCUGAAGCACGGCCAGGAGUAAAACCUCCACAGAGGGAUGGCGCACGAACAAAAAACAAACGCAGGAGCCCGUUCCAUUUAGACAGCGAGGGUGAAGAAGCCUCUGAGGAUUCUGCAUCUGAUAAGGAUGAUGAUGAUGAUGAUAGCGAUAGCAGCAGCAGCAGCAGCAGCAGCAGCAAGGAUGAAGAUUCUGAAGAAGAGACCCCUCUGGCCAAGCUCUCCAACAAGAUCGUCUCGGACGACAGCGACAGCUCCAGCGAUGAGGACAGCAGCUCGUCAUCCUCCUCUUCCUCUUCAUCCUCUUCUUCAUCGUCCUCUUCAUCCCCAGCCUCCUCUGAUGAUGAGGAAGAUCAGGAGGAUGAGACCUUAGAAGCUCGCCCAAUUCCUGAACCUUUCAGACCUCCCAGCCCACCAGAACCUCCUCCAGAACCUGAACCCAUCUCGGAGAAAGAGGAGAGCCUGGAUGAGUCUCCAUCAGUCAAACAGGAAACCCAUCUAGAAGCUCUACCCCAAGAGCCUCUACCCCAGCCUCUUCCAGUCUCUCCCCCCAAACCAUCUGCCCCUCCAUCUCCACCACUACCACUUCUUCCUCCACCCAAAAAGAGGCGAAAAACCGUCACCUUCCUCCUUUCUCCGGAAGAGGAGCCUGAACCCGCUGAGAGCAAACCUCCAAAUCACAUGGUUACAGAGAAACCGCCCCCUGAGAUUCUACAAAAAGCACAGGAAGAGCCAGCGUUGGAACCUUUGCCACCACCAGCAGAGGAACCACCACUGCCUUCACCGAAGGCUCCUUCUCCGGUACAUUCACCAGAGAAGCUUUUGAGCCCCAAAGCAGAGCCUGUACUGGUCCCACAGCCUGCCAAAGAGCCUUCUCCUCAGAGGAUACCUCCAGAACAGCUAACAGUAUUAAACCUCCCUUGGGACCAUGCCUGUCUGGUCAAGUCCAACCCGCCACGUGUCGGACUAGAAAUCAUGCCACCGGAUGGAGAGGAUAUGUUAGAUGAUUACGAUCAAGAGGAGGAGGUAAAACCAACUCUUCUUCCAGAACUUCCACAGAAAUCGCAACCAACGCCUGCCUCUGUACAAGUGCCGCUAGAGCCAGAAAGAACUGAAAAUCUAGAGGAACAACUUCUUAUCCCAGUGCGGCAGAUCUUACUGGAGCAUAGUUACGCACAGAUACCUGCCUCAUUAAAACAGCCUCCCAAGAGGCAUCGCGGAGUGUCUUUAGACUUGGAAAAGCCAAGCGACUUCCUCCAUGUCGACUUGGGUCAGCCUGUGCUGGAGGCCCCAGAGGAGGUCAUUUGCGUUGGAGGUGGCUUAGUACCAGGACUGGAGGCCAGGACAGGUUUGUUGGAUGUUGGCGACCUUCAUUUGUCAUCCUCCAGGAAACUGGAGGAGAUUAUGGCCAAAGCAACUCGCGAGGACUCUAAGAGUAAAAACCGAAAGCAGCAACAUGCCAAGGAAGUGAUAGAGCCUGGGGAGGUAACAUCAGACGAAGAAGACGAAGAGGAAGAUGAGGAGGAAUUCUGGAUAACGACGCGAGAGUUGAGGUCUCACAAGAACCGUCGUCCUUUAAUACCUGCUUCCCCGCCAAAAUACGAGGUGCGCAGCGAGUUUGAACAGAUGACCAUUCUCUAUGACAUUUGGAACCAAGGGCUGGAUACAGAAGACCUGUAUUUCUUGCGGGAAACCUAUGAGAGACUGCUACAGGAGGACCACAGUACAGACUGGCUGAAUGACACCCACUGGGUACCCCAUACAAUCACCAACAUUGCUGACCCCAAGAAAAAACGUAACAAGCAAGAUGGCCUCCGGGAGCACCCGACGGGAUGUGCGCGCAGUGAAGGUUAUUAUUCCAUCAGCAGGAAGGACAAAGACAAGUACCUGGAUGUGAUUCCUGUAUCUGUACGGGAACUGGACAGUGACAUGCAGGGUACAAACAGGGUGUUGUCUGAGCGCCGCUCAGAGCAAAGGCGUCUACUCAAUGCCAUCGGUUCGUUCUCAAUUUUGGACAGCGACUUGCUAAAGCUCAACCAGCUGAAGUUCCGUAAGAAGAAGCUGAGAUUCGGCCGCAGUCGCAUUCAUGAGUGGGGUCUCUUCGCCAUGGAGCCCAUCGCUGCUGAUGAGAUGGUGAUUGAGUACGUCGGGCAAAACAUCCGUCAGGUGGUGGCGGACAUGAGGGAGAAGAGGUACGCUCAGCAAGGGAUCGGAAGCAGCUAUUUAUUCCGUGUCGACCAGGACACCAUCAUAGAUGCCACCAAAUGUGGCAACUUGGCCAGAUUUAUAAACCACUGCUGCACGCCUAAUUGUUACGCCAAAGUCAUCACCAUCGAGUCCCAAAAGAAAAUUGUCAUCUACUCCAAGCAGGCGAUCAACGUCAAUGAGGAGAUCACCUACGACUACAAAUUCCCCAUCGAAGAAAACAAAAUUCCCUGUUUAUGUGGGACUGAGAACUGCCGGGGGACUUUGAAUUAGCUGCAAGCCCAGUUGCAGGUUCUUGGUCAUGGGUUCCGCAUUACUUGCUUACUGUGGCCAAAAACGACAGACUCUGGCGGUCAUAAUAGGCGUAGGACUUGUUUCUGACGGCCUUUUUAGAAGCAUCCAGGCCUGUUACCCAAUUAAUUUUCCAGUAUGAAGACAACUUGGCAUUUGUUCGGUGCCCAUUGCAGUACCUAGAAUUUUUUUUUUUUGUGGGUAUUUAGAAUGUUUUUCUUCUUCUCUGGACCUGAAUAUUCUAGCAGCCUGGCCUAUGUAUGGCACUUUAAGACGCCUAUACUUUACAACAUUGACCAGAUCUGUACCGUGACGGUCGUUCCACUUCAUUCGUUCAGUCCCAUGGGGAGGGGGGGGCGGGGGGAUACUUAUCUGUAUAUAAAUAUAUGUUGAUUUUUUUAUUUGCUAGCCAUUUUAAUUGGCCUAUUUUUCUAUAUAAUUCAGUUAUCUGUUCUUUUUAUUCCUUUCUGGGAGUAUGUUAUUUAUACAGGGCAGCAGCCAAGAGAUGUGGACCCUCCCGUGUUUUUUUUUUUUUUUUGUUUUUUU
Messenger RNA from Rana temporaria (common frog), 5986 nucleotides. It is a transcript of the gene SETD1A, whose product is annotated as SET domain containing 1A, histone lysine methyltransferase. Lineage: Eukaryota; Metazoa; Chordata; Amphibia; Anura; Ranidae. Gene Ontology annotation, molecular function: RNA binding; protein binding; histone H3K4 methyltransferase activity. Gene Ontology annotation, cellular component: Set1C/COMPASS complex. The coding region runs from base 278 to 5422 and encodes 1714 amino acids. The transcript has 19 exons. The record is from RefSeq and is a predicted model, not a curated record.